CGCAUGUUUCAGGAAGUCAGGGCAUGGGCAGUUUAAAUGCUGGAUGUAUAUCAUGAGUUUGAAACAGGUUUGAGCGGGUUUUCUGAAGGCAGGGCACAGCGUUUUACAAUUCCGCUGUCUGACAUGCGUCUCCACAUUAUUAUCGCCGCUUGCUUUUGGUGUGGCUUCGUAGACUCUCGUAAAAUAAGAGGAAUAUCUUCGUCCUACAAGCGGUUCUACAGGGAGAGGAAGUCCUUUAUGUGCAUUGAUGGGUCGAAGAUCAUCCCCUUUGAGCAGGUGAACGAUGACUACUGCGACUGUGAAGAUGGCUCUGAUGAACCAGGCACCUCAGCCUGUCCUCGUGGCCGAUUCUACUGCACCAAUCUGGGUUUCCGCCCACACUACAUCCCAUCAUCACGAGUCAAUGACGGCAUCUGUGAUUGCUGCGAUGCUUCAGAUGAAUACAACAGCCACGCUCACUGCCAGAACACUUGCUGGAAUCUGGGACAGAGAGAGAGAGCAUACGUGGAGGGCCAGAUGAGGACCUUGGACGAGGGUUUGCAACUCAAGCAGCAGCUGAUUGAGGAGGGAGUGCUGCUCUGGAGGGAGAAACAGGCCCAGCUCAGAGAGCUUCAGCAGGUAGCUGAGGACCUACAGAUCAAAUUAGAGGAUCACAGAAGGAAGAAACACGAGGCUGACCGACUCAAAGAGCAAACACUAAAGGCGCUGCAAGCCGGGGACAGCGGUGUCAGACGUCAGAACAGCACAGUAACCAGCAUUUUCAAGUUACUGGACAGCAAUAAAGAUGGCAGUAUAACGGUGGAUGAAGUCCAGGCUAAAGUUUCACUCGUCCAUGAUGAGGAGCGGGUUCUCUCUGAGGAUGAAGCAGUGGCUUUGUUGGGAGGAGGCCAUCAGAUGGAUCUCACCGAGUUUCAGCACACACUGUGGGACAUCCUGAUAAAAGGAGACAGUGUCAAGAUCAAAGACACACAAGGUGCACCAGGCAGUAUUGUGGGUGAAGAUCCUCACUUGAAGGCAGUUGACAGAGCUGCAGAGUGGGAGGCUACCAAUCUGAAGAAGGCAGAAGAAGACUAUGAGACAGUCAACAUGGAAAUAAGCGACCUCCGGAAGAAGCUGGCCAUAGACUAUGGAACAGAUUGGGAGUUUCUGUUUUUGAACAGCCAGUGUUACAAGCUGAAAGUAUAUGAGUAUACUUAUACCCUGUGCCCAUUCAAUCAAGUCACUCAAAAGAGCACUGCAGGAACAGAGGUCUCAUUAGGGAGGUGGGGGAUGUGGGCAGGAACACCAAAGAACCAGUACAGUCAGAUGGUAUAUGAGAAUGGAGAACCCUGCUGGCAAGGAGGUUCACGCAGUACUACAGUCACACUGACAUGCGGAACGGAGACAGCCUUGCGAUCGGUGAAGGAGCCCAGCAAAUGCCAGUACAUCAUGGACUUUCAGACUCCUGUGGCCUGUCAGCCGGUGCUAAAGCAGCGGGGCAUACACAGUGAACUGUGACCUCUUCCCUCACUGGCCUAGCCUAGAUUAACUUAGCCCCCUCCCACUGCAUCCCCUUGGCUAGCCUGCGGUGACAGGCUGGGGUCCUGAGGGUCCCCUGUGACAUCUGUGUUGUCAGAACAUAUAUACUUCCAAGUAAGUCUUGCUAAGGUCAGAAUCAGAUUUUCAGUAACACUGCUCCUAGACAACUUUAGUUUUCAUUGAUUGUUACAGUACUGCUUUACAUUGGAUAUUUGAAUAGAGCAUUUAUUGAAUCAUUACGUCUACACAAGUAUUCACACUGCAGUAUAUUU
Messenger RNA from Morone saxatilis (striped sea-bass), 1790 nucleotides. RefSeq names its product glucosidase 2 subunit beta-like. NCBI's taxonomy places the organism in Eukaryota, Metazoa, Chordata, Actinopteri, Moronidae. Gene Ontology annotation, cellular component: glucosidase II complex. Gene Ontology annotation, molecular function: protein binding; calcium ion binding. Bases 37 to 1497 code for a protein of 486 amino acids. The transcript is spliced from 15 exons. The record is from RefSeq and is a predicted model, not a curated record. Gene Ontology annotation, biological process: N-glycan processing; liver development.